This is a messenger RNA of Carya illinoinensis, 1050 nucleotides long. Its product is annotated as protein CRABS CLAW. The coding region runs from base 185 to 691 and encodes 168 amino acids. NCBI's taxonomy places the organism in Eukaryota, Viridiplantae, Streptophyta, Magnoliopsida, Fagales, Juglandaceae. The record is from RefSeq and is a predicted model, not a curated record. Gene Ontology annotation, cellular component: nucleus. Gene Ontology annotation, biological process: multicellular organism development; cell fate commitment; style development. The transcript is spliced from 7 exons.
UAGUAACCCUAGACAUAUAUGUUUUUUCCCCUCAAGCUAUUCCAGCACAUCCGCUAAAUUAAUUACCAUAUAUCCAGCUCCUCCUAUUAUCACAAACCCUAGAACUUUCCCGGCCUAGCUCUUACCUUUCAGACUUCAAACCUCACUUCUUCAUCUUUCAUCUUCUUCUUCCCUUUUCUCCACUAUGAACCUAGAAGAGAAAGUAACAAUGGACUUGGCUCCACCAUCAGAGCAUCUCUGCUAUGUCCGGUGCAACUUCUGCUACACUGUUCUUGCGGUUGGGAUUCCAAUCAAGAGGUUACUGGACACAGUGACUGUCAAAUGUGGUCACUGCAGUAACCUUUCUUUUAUCAGCACCAGAGCUCCACUCCAAGGCCAAUGUCUUGACCUCCCACUCUCCCUUCAGAAGCAGGGCUUUUGCAAUGAUUUCAGAAAGGGCCAAUCCUCUUCAUCGUCCUCAUCAACAAGCGAGCCGUUGUCUCCCAAAGCACCCUUUGUUGUGAAACCGCCUGAGAAGAAGCACAGGCUUCCAUCUGCUUACAACCGAUUCAUGAAGGAGGAGAUACAGCGCAUCAAAUCUGCUAACCCCGAGAUACCACAUCGAGAAGCUUUUAGCACGGCAGCAAAAAAUUGGGCUAGGUACAUUCCAAAUUCAGCAGCUGGAUCAGUUUCUGGUGGCACAAAUAAUUAAUGGAUGAUGUAAACUAUUUCCAAUCGAUUACAAUAUUGCAGUGACAGUACUGGACAUGCAAUUGGGAAGAAGUAGUAGUAGUAGUUGAGAUCAGCAUGCAGCUUCAUGUGUGUCUCAAACUUGAUUUGAUCUGGUUGUCACUUGAUUUUAUAUCAUGUUGGCUGGCCUUGAUGGUAUUUAAUUUGUUUCUUGAUGAACUGCUAGAUGAUCAGAGUUAACUCAGACUAUCAUCAUCAUCAUUUAAUAUUGUUAAUUUGCUAAUUAGAUGAUCAGCUUAGAGCUAGUUGAUCAGAGUACUAUAUAUGUUGUGCUGAUUAAUUUCCUAAUUAAUUACUUGAUCACUUCUAGGUUCGAAUUAA